UAUUCACAAGAAACACACUAAAGUGACAUUGUAGUUAGUAGACUCCACGUUGAGACUCACACAACAAACCGGCAGCAUCUCUCUGUUCCUGGUUUGUUUCUGCCUCUGUACUGAAGCUAAACAACUCCGUUUUUCACGUCGUCUGUGAGCUCAACAUGACGUUCAGGAGGCUGAAGAAGGUGAACUCAAGCGGGCCAGACUCCUCUGGACCCGCAUCCCAAGACGACAUUUAUUUUCCCUCGUCAAAGUCAGACAGCUGCAGGACCAGAGACUUACCCACGAACUCCUCCGAGGUCUACAACUACAAGACCCUGGCUUACUCUGGAGGGACCCUGCCGAGGAACUUCAAGAAGGGUGGCGGCCUGCAGAAGUGGAAACCCCUCACACAGUCACCAGAACCACAGAGGAAGGUGGUGGUCCUGGAGAAGAAGGAGGAGGAGUCGUUUGGUUUUGAGAUCCAGACGUACGGCCUGCACCAUCAGGACCAAAAUUUAGUGGAGAUGUGCACAUUUGUGUGCAAGGUGCACGCUGACAGCCCUGCGCAGGAAGCAGGACUCAAAGUUGGAGACACCAUCGCAAGUGUGAAUGAGGCCACUGUGGAGGGAUUCCGGCACAAAGAGAUCGUUCAGCUCAUCAGGGCCUGUGGAAACUCUCUCAGGCUGGAGACGGUUUACAGCGACUCAAUCCGGAAAGCAGAGCUCGAGGCCCGGCUGCAGUAUCUAAAGCAAACUCUUCAUGAAAAGUGGGAUGAAUAUCGGUCGUUGAUGGUGCAGGAGCAGAGGCUUGUUCAUGGCAUAGUAAUGAGUGAUGCUGCAGUGUACGAAUCCCUGGAGUCAGCAGGCAUCUAUGGCAGCCUCGGUACUCCCAGCCCCGCCGCCCAGCGAGCCCUCCGCUGCACGGGCAGCACCAGCAGCAGCGCCAGCUUCCUCAGCACGGCCACUGAGGACGACCCGCUCUACCAGACCUGCCUGUACCAGACAGAUGGCGGCGUGGACUCAGAUAACAACAGCACUGACAAAAAGAACGAGCAGCAGCAGAGGCAGCAGCGCCUCCGACCAGCCAGCGAGCUCUUCACAACGGCAAAAACGCAGCUUACCCGCAGCGCAAGCACACGCAGCUACAUUAGGGGAUCUUCAUCAUCCGGCCCUGGGGAGAAACAGGGAGGAUUCAACUCUCUACAGAGGAAGCCCAAACAGAAAAGCUUCCGCAGACGCCUCCUUAAAUUCAUCCCUGGACUGAACAAACCUUUAGAGGAAGAAGAGAGCAAAUUGUGAGCAGCAGACUAAGCUGUAGAGACUGAAAACACUCUAAAGACUUUAGGCCAAAGAAAAAAAUGCAAGCAGCCCCAAAGAGUGAAGAGACCAAAGCGUCAUGGAGCCCUCAAAGCUGUACAGAACUUUUGUUUCCAUUUGUUUUGUUCAUUAAAUUAUUUAUUUAUUGUAAAAAGUCUCUGAUUUGUGUACAAAAUGAAGGAUUUUUCUGUUUUUACUGCAUGCACCCAGUUUUGUUUUGACCCAUUUUGACAUUUUCUAAGAGAGAAGUUUGAUAGAAAUUGAUCCUGUUUUUAUUUUUUCCACUUAAGUUGCAGCUCCUUAAAAUAAAAUAUGUGUCAUUUUCA
This is a messenger RNA of Cheilinus undulatus (humphead wrasse), 1618 nucleotides long. It is a transcript of the gene tamalin, whose product is annotated as trafficking regulator and scaffold protein tamalin. Gene Ontology annotation, molecular function: protein binding. The transcript has 8 exons. The record is from RefSeq and is a predicted model, not a curated record. The coding region runs from base 156 to 1274 and encodes 372 amino acids. NCBI's taxonomy places the organism in Eukaryota, Metazoa, Chordata, Actinopteri, Labriformes, Labridae.